Molecule: messenger RNA, 1341 nt
Organism: Medioppia subpectinata
Lineage: Eukaryota; Metazoa; Arthropoda; Arachnida; Sarcoptiformes; Oppiidae
Source: the annotation of a GenBank genome assembly
CGGCAUUAUUGCCGAUGAGUCCGGACGAUAUGGACGUCAAGUUUCUACUCUUUACGUGUAAUAAUAGGGAUGUUUCCCAUAACUUAACCUAUUUGUCCGAAUCAAGCGAUUGGGUUAAUGCCGGCUAUAAUGCCAGCGCUAUCACUAGAUUUAUAGUACACGGAUGGCUUGAGCAAUACCCUGGUUCUGCUUUUAACUAUAUGGAGAUUAUGAAAGAUAUAUUUCUGAACCACUCGUGUGUAAAUGUAGUGGCAGUCGAUUGGUCUAAACCGGCCAAAGCUGUCGACUAUUUCCAGUCGGCAUAUAAUACGCGAGCCGUCGGACAAAUGAUUGGAUGCGUUAUCAACCGAUUGGCUCACGAUUUGGGAGUAAAUCCACAGGACAUUCAUUUAGUCGGUCACAGUCUGGGCGGACAUGUAGUGGGCUUUGCGGGCAAGACUGUAACCGAUCCUAAAGUGGGUCACAUCACAGCCAACGAUCCCGCGGGACCGGGAUUUACGGGACAGCCAGCGAAGAACAGACUGGCCGUCGGAGACGCCACCUUUGUUAAUGUCAUUCAUAGUAACGGCAUUCCGCCCAAUGGUGUGCCAGGACUUCAGGGUUUGGGUGAUUUGGAAGCUUUGGGAAACAUUGAUUCAUACUUUAAUGGAGCUGUGCUCAACUUGGUGCUGUGUAGUCAUGUCAGGUCUAAUAAUAUUGCUAUCAAUGACCAGUCCUACGGUCAGAGCACAGGAUGUCAGCCCAUUGGCUAUCACUGCACCUCUUAUGAUGAUUUCAUGAAUGGUCUUUGCGGUGAUUGUGGAUCCGAUGGCAAAGCCUGUCGACCAAUGGAAUUGAAUUUAGAUUAUUGGGACAAUAAAAACAAUUGGGAUAUAAUUGACACAAAUAAUAAAUUUUACAUCAAUACAGGAGACGCGCGUCAGUCUGGCUAUUGUUUGUCUCACUAUCAGAUUGUGGUAAGCAGUGGUCAAAGCACUUGUUCCGGUAGUUUAGAGAUACAGCUCUCAGAUGGAAGUAAUGUAAAGAUGUCGUUAAACAGUAAACAUGAGAUUCAAACUAAUGAUGGUAAUCAACAUUACGCUACUCUUCAUACGGUGGCCAACCCUUUGCCAAUCACUACAACCGCUACCAUUAAAUCCCAAUUCGGCACUAAUUGUAUUAUAAAUGAGAUUAAAUUUAAUUUCAUGAGUAAUAUUAAUGAAAGUUCACACAUGCCUGGAAUAUAUUUGCCCAUUUGGCGGUUAAAGGAGACGAGCUGUUAACUAAAGUGCCCAUAAAAACGCAAUCAGACUAUUGUUUUGGCAGAUAUGCCAAAGGGUUUGACGGUUUCAUCAAUAAAGC